Molecule: messenger RNA, 1038 nt
Organism: Closterium sp. NIES-65
Lineage: Eukaryota; Viridiplantae; Streptophyta; Zygnematophyceae; Desmidiales; Closteriaceae
Source: the annotation of a GenBank genome assembly
AUGGCUAACCCCAGUGUCCUUACCUUUGAUGCUGAGGGUCGUGCUGUUGACUUCGAGCUGCGGCCAACCUCGUUGGCUUCGAGUCGGUCGGCGCUGCGUCUGCCCCUAGCGGGCGACGCCGCACCGGCAAGGGCAAGGGGGGCAAGGGCGCUGGAGGGGCUGGCGGGGGCGGUGGAGGUGGCGGUGGAGGCAGUGGAGGGGCUGGGGGUGGUGGUGGGAGUGGUGGCGGGGGUGGAGGUGUCGGUGGCAGCAGUGGAGGGAGAGGAGGCGGCAGCGGUGGCGGAGGGAGCGGAGGCGGUGGAGGUGGCGGAGGCGGCGGCGGCGGUGGUGGAGCUGGUCGCGGCUCUGCACAGAGGAGUGGCUCCGGAGGUGGUCCGCGCCAGCUGCAGCUGCGCACUCGUGAGACCCCGUCCCCCCAGUAGCUUCGUGAGUGGUACCCUGGGCGUCAACGCGUGCGGGGGCUCGCACUCCACCGAGCGAUGCUUCGGCCGCCUGACGGAUGCUUGGCGUCACCAGUUCCUUGACGCCACAGAGAUCACUUGCUGGGGAGAGCUGUCUAGGGCGGGGGUUGCUAUCUUUGAUCUUGACUAUGAUGUUAUUCUUGCUGCCAUGUAUGCUGUGUCUACUAGUGAUGAGGGUGACGUAUACCUGUGUGUUCCGCCUGACCCGGGCAUUGAGGCUGCUGCUCGAGGUGCUGGUGAGGCUGCUGCUCUAGGUGCUGGUGAGGCUACUGCUCUCGGUGCUAGUGCGUCUGCUGCCCCAGGUACUGGUGAGUUUGCUCUCUCAGGUACCACAUCGGCUCAAGUCUCCCACACCUUCACCCUUGACUCGGGUACUUCUCGCUCCUUCUUUCGAGACCGCACCACACUCACGCCGCUUAGUCGGCCCGUGGCGGUCUCCUUGGCAGACCCCUCCGGGGUUCCUGUCCUUGCCCACUUCUCUACUAUCUUUCCGGGUCCGGCGGCCCCCUCUGGCACCCUGUCAGGUCUUUACCUCCCCUCGUUCUCUACGAACUUGGUGAGUGGUGCAGAUCUAUAG